Papilio xuthus (Asian swallowtail) is the source of this 4535-nucleotide messenger RNA. Its product is annotated as bromodomain and WD repeat-containing protein. NCBI's taxonomy places the organism in Eukaryota, Metazoa, Arthropoda, Insecta, Lepidoptera, Papilionidae. Gene Ontology annotation, biological process: regulation of cell shape; regulation of transcription by RNA polymerase II; cytoskeleton organization. Gene Ontology annotation, molecular function: protein binding. The record is from RefSeq and is a predicted model, not a curated record. Gene Ontology annotation, cellular component: nucleus. Bases 132 to 4535 code for a protein of 1467 amino acids. The transcript has 25 exons.
UUUGCUAUUAUUACAGUAGGUGCAUUAUCUUUCGUCAACAAUGUAAUAUUCGGAAUGAAAUGUUUGUUAGAUUUUUCGUGUAUUUGUGAUAUGUAAGGUGAUAAUUGACCACAUAUAUAAAAACUAGGAUUAUGGAGGAAUCUAACGAGGAGGCCAAUGUCGUUCCCGAACUCUACUUUCUGAUAGCGAAAUUUCUCUCCGGGGGCCCUCUGAAGGAGACUGCGAAGACUUUACUGAAAGAGCUCGAGCGCGUAGAGGUGCUGCCCAGACGGCUCGACUGGGAGGGCAACGAACACACGCAGUCUUACGAUGAAUUGGCGGCACAACACAAUGACAUGUCGUGGCGGCGGCUGGCGGCGGUGUGCGAGCGCGCGCUGCAGCUGGCCAGCAGCGGCGCCCUGGCCACCAAUGGCAACCCGAGCAGUACAGCAGUGGCCACCCCCGCCGCCGCUAUCGGCGUGGCCGGUGUGGCCAGUGCGAGCAGCGUGGCCAGUGAGCCGCAGAUGAGACUCCGAGCGCGCUUGUCUCUGCUCAGCGAGUCUCUGGUCAGACCGAAACCUAAGUACUCCAUGCACAAGCCGGAUCAUUCUCUCGUGCGGCGGCUGGUGCGGCGCGAGCUGGGCGGCUGCGGGCGCGUGUUCCCCGCGCGGCUGCUCUCCGGCCUGCAGCUGCAGCGACGCACGCUGGGUCACCUCUCCGCCGUCUACUGCCUCGUCUUCGACUGCACCGGACGAUACGUUGUCACUGGUGCGGACGACCUGCUGGUGAAGGUGUGGUGCGCGCUGGACGGGCGGCUGCUGAGCACGCUGCGCGGUGCGGGCGCGGAGAUCACGGACGUGUGCGUGUCGCCGGACGGCGCGCUGCUCGCCGCCGGCUCCGUGGAGCGCCUCGUGCGCGUCUGGUGCCUCGCCACCGGCGCCCCGCGCGCCGUGCUGCACGCGCACGCCGGCACCAUCACCUCGGUGCACUGGUCGGCGGCGGCGCACGGCGACGUGCGGUGGCUCGCCUCCACGUCGACGGACGGCUCGGUGGCGUUCUGGACAUGCGCGGCGGACGGGCAGUUCCUGUCGCAGCCGGUGCAGUUCGUGGAGCGCAUGAGGCCCGGCGCUUGCCACAUGAUCUGUGCCGCCUGGUCCGCGGGGGGCGCCUUCCUCGCCGCCGGCAGCGCCGACCACCACGUGCGCAUCUACCACGUCGAGGCAGCGGGCCCGCGCAGGGUGCUGGAGCAGGCGGUGCACGGGGACGCGGUGGACUCGCUGGCCUGGGCGCACCGCGGGCUGCGCCUGGUGUCGGGGAGCAAGGACGGCAGCGCGGCGCUGUGGACGCUGCAUGCGACGCAGUGGCGCCACCACCUGCUGCAGGACCACACCAAGCGUCUUAAGGUCACCAUGGUGUGCUGGGACCGCAGCGACGCCUACGUCAUGACCGCCGUCUCCGACAACACAGUGCGGGUGUGGUGCUCGCGCACGUGCCGGCAGGUGCGCGUGCUGAGCGGACACCGGGACGAGGCGUACGUGCUGGAGGCGCACCCCUUCCUGCCGCACGUGCUGCUCUCCGCCGGACACGACGGCCAGCUGUUCGUGUGGGACGCGGAGGCGGGGGAGGUGCUGGCCAAGUUUCACAACCGCAUCGAUGGUCAGGGGGACGGCGCCAUCUUCGACGCGAAGUGGGGUACGGGCUGCAGCGUGGCGGCGUCCGACUCGCACGGCCACCUGCUGCUGCUGGGCCUCGGCCUCGGACACCGCCUGCUGCGGCAGCUGCCCCCGGAGCUGUUCUUCCACACUGACUACCGCCCGCUCGUGCGAGACGCGCUGGGCGGAGCGCUGGACGAGCAGACGGAAACGCCCCCGCACCUGAUGCCGCCGCCCUUCCUGGUGGACGUGGAGGGCGCCCCGCACGCGCCCGCGCUGCAAAGGCUGGUGCCGGGGCGCGAGCGGCUGGCGCUGCGGCCCGUGCUGCCGCGCACCGCCCCCGCCGCCGCGCCCAGCGCCCCGCCCGCCCCGCUCGGCCCCUGGCGCGGCGAGGGAGUGCGCCACACCGCCGGCUCCUGGCAGCGCGACGAGGACCACCUGCCGCCCUGCACGCGCCCCCUCGUGCCCCCUCUGCCCGACUCCGUCAAACAGAGGAUCGAGCAGGCGAGUUGCGAGAUGAACGAGUGGGAGAGCGCGUGGUACUGGCGCGAGAUGCGGCGCCGCCCGGUCAUGAUCAGCACCGCGCCCGACGGACCCGCGCGCCGCCCCGGCCGCCGCCCCCGCUCCGCGCGCGCCCCGCCCCAACCCCCGCCCGCCAUACGACCCACGCCCGCUAUGAUGCGCGUGGAGGAGUCCCCGUCGUCGGAGAGUUCUAGCGAGACGUCGGACUCGAGCGUGCGGCUGGAGGGCACCUCGGGCAGCGAGCACUCCUCGCGCUCCGCCGCCUCGCGCACGCGCCGCCCUCCUGAUGCACGCGCAAGAGCACGAGCACGCGCACACGCGCUCUGCACCGACAGUUCAUCGUCAUCGCAGUACUCGGACUGGGAGGCGGGGCCGGCGCUGGCUCCGCCCGCACGCGCACGUCGCAGGCCACAGCCCACCGCCAGGUACAGUCCCAGUACUACGACAACAAAACGCGUCGCUACCACCGCUCAGAGCGGACUCGCAAGUGCGGCCGAUGGCGGCGGUGCGAGCGGUGUCGCCGAGCCGGCUGAGCAGGCGGGCGGUGCGGGGGGUGCGGCGAGUGGUGGGGGUGCGGGGGGCGAGCUGCCGGAGGCGUACCGCGUGGGGGAGUGGCUGACGGCGGUGUCUCCGCGCAAGGCGCCCUACCAGCCCCAGAUGGGCGACCACCUCAUGUACUUCAGACUGGGUCACCAGCGGUACUUCGAGGCGGUGGCGGAGAAGGACGUGUACAAGAUCAACUCUCGCGACAAGCCCUGGGACAGGAUGCAUAUAUACGAGUGCGAGUCGGUGAAGGUGGUCGGCAUGAAGUACGUGAUAAAGCCCCCGCGUGUGGUCAGCCUGCGCCUGGCGAGCUCGCUGCCGACCAGCGGGACGGGGGCGGGGGGCGCGGGGGCAGCAAGGGGGGGACGCACCUUCACCGUGCGCUACCACGACAUGCCCGACGUGAUAGACUUCCUCGUGCUGAAGCAGCAGUACGACGCCGCGGUGGAGCGCAGGUGGGGCCCGGGGGACAGAUUCCGCUGCAUGAUAGACGACUCCUGGUGGACCGGCAUCGUGCUGGAGCGCACGGGGGCCGCGGACUCGGAGGAGGAGGAGGAGGCGGGUGUGGGCGCGGGCGCGGGCGAGGCGGGGGCGCGGCGGUGGGCGCGCGAGGCGGCCGCGCACUUCCUGUCGCUGCGCGUGCGCUGGGACAACGGCGAGGUGGAGCGCCUCUCGCCCUGGGACCUCGAGCCUGUGGACCCGCAAAGACUGCCGGCGGAGGCUGGGGGCGCGGUGCCGGUGCUGAGCUCGGAGCUGGCGGGGGCGCUGCGGCGCGCGGAGACACACGAGUGGGCGGCGGGUGCGUGCCGGCACAUCGCGCGACAUCUCGCGCUCGCCAUGUCGCUGUCCGCCGCCGAGCCCUUCGCCGCGCCGGUAGACCUGCAGCGCUACCCCACAUACGCCCGCCUCGUGCCCUACCCGGUGGACCUCUCCACUAUCAGAGCGCGCUUCGAAAACCUGUACUACAGACGCGCGGCGGCGGCGCAGUUCGACGUGCGCUGCAUCGCCAGCAAUGCGGAGCGCUUCAACGAGCCGCACUCGCCCAUUGUGAGACAAGCGCGUCUCGUCACUGACCUGCUGCUGCACAUCAUCAGCAACUGGCGCAAUGUGGACGUGGUGGGCAAGUACCACGAGCUGGCCGCCGCAUACCAGUCCUCUGAUGACGAGCCCCUCGCCGCCGCACUCACCAAGAAGAGAGCGAGCAGCGGCGGGUCGCGCUGGGUGUCCGCAUGCACGGAGCUGCUCAACGAGCUGAGCGCCUCCGCUGAUGCAGAGCCCUUCCGCCAGCCGGUCAGCCCGCACCAGGCACCUGACUACCAGCGCGUGGUGCGCACUCCGAUGGACCUGGGCACUGUGCGGGCGCGGCUGAGCGGCGGCGUGUACACGCGCGCUGAACACUUCGCGCGAGACCUGCGCCUCGUCUUCUCCAACAGCCGCCUCUACAACACCAACAAGCGCAGCAGAAUCUACUCUAUGACCGUGCGGCUGUCGUCACUGUUCGAGGCGUUGUGGGCGCGCGUCAGCAUGGAGUGCUGCCGCACGCGCAGCUCCACGCGCAGCACGACGCGCGCCCAGCACGCCGGCACGCGCUCGCGCAGUGCACGACGCACGCGACGCGCAGCACGACACACGCGACGCGCUGCACGACUCGCGCGCAACGAGAGUGUGCGAGACAAGUCCUCGGAGGAGGAGGAGGUGCGGGGUGCGGGGCGCAGCGCCAGCUCGGAGUCGGAGCCCCUCGCGGCCACGUCGCGCCGCGUGCACGCGCACACGCAUCCCUCUGACAACGACACCCCGCCACUCGCCAACCACAAGGGUAAAUAUAUAUCUACAUUCUAA